Molecule: messenger RNA, 1935 nt
Organism: Anopheles cruzii
Lineage: Eukaryota; Metazoa; Arthropoda; Insecta; Diptera; Culicidae
Product: sodium-coupled monocarboxylate transporter 1-like
Exons: 6
Coding region: 18-1898 (626 amino acids)
Biological process (GO): sodium ion transport; transmembrane transport
Cellular component (GO): membrane
Molecular function (GO): symporter activity
Source: RefSeq, a predicted model, not a curated record
CUGACCACGGCUCAACUAUGAAGCCCACGGACGAGGAGUACACCGAUUCGACCUACUACGAUGCAACCGUACCGAACGAGAACGCUGGAUCUGGACAGCAGACAAUCGAAUCCAUUCACCGAUCGCUGCAGCGGUUCGAAUGGCCCGACUAUCUGGUGUUCGCGCUGAUGCUGCUGAUCUGCAUCGUGAUCGGCAUUCUGUUCGGGUACCGCGAUCACCGGAAGCACAAGCGCCGUCAAAAAGCCGCCCGACGAGACUCGGAAGCCCUGGACUACCUGGUCGGUGGAAGAAAGAUGCCGAUCUACCCGGUGGCGGUGUCGCUGGUCGCGAGCUGGAUUUCCGGCAUUUCGCUGCUGGGCACAUCGACGGAAAUUUAUGUCUACGGCACGCAGUACUGCUAUAUUGUGUUCGCCGUGAUAAUCAUGGGCUUUGCGAUGCAUCACGUGUUUCUGCCGGUGUUCCACGAGUUGCAGAUCACAUCGGCCUAUGAGUAUCUUCAACGACGAUUCGACCAACGGAUGAGGCUUUUCGGGUCCAUUCUCUACACCGUGGCAUGCCUUUUGUGGAUGCCAAUCGUCAUUUACGUGCCCGCGUUAGCCUUCAAUCAAGUGACCGGCCUCAGCGUACACGUCGUUACGCCAAUCGUGUGCAUGAUUUGUGUGUUCUACACGAGCAUAGGAGGCUUAAAGGCCGUAGUCUGGACGGACGUGAUACAGUCAGCGAUCACUUUGCUGGCGCUGUUGGCGGUGCUAAUCAAAGGUACCUACGAUGUCGGCGGUCCGAUGGAGGUGCUGAAGCGAAACCUGGCCGGCGAUCGGCUUGAGACCCCAAACUGGGAUCCGGACCCCACGCUACGCCACUCGAUUUGGAUCGUUCUCGUCGGAGCGCCGGUGUGGUUCUGCUACGGAGUGUCCUCCAGCCAGGACAUGAUCCAACGGUUUCUGGCCCUCCCGACGCUGGCCGACGCACGCAAAGCACUGAAAGGGUUCAUCGUGGGCUGGAUCGUGGUGAACGUUGUUUUUUUCCUCAUCGGACUGCUGGUUUACGCGACGUACGAUCACUGUGACCCGCUGACGACGCAGCUGGCCAAGGCCAAGGAUCAGCUGUUGCCACUGUUCGUAAUGCAAACGUUUGGGGCCUACCACGGCAUGACGGGCGUGUUUGUGGCCGGUAUCUUCAGUGCCGCCCUCAGUUCGCUCUCGUCCGCCCUAAACGCACUGUCGGCCAUUACGCUGGAAGACUUUUGUAAACCGUACUGCAAACAGCCCCUGACCGAGCGGCAGAUUAGCUAUAUCAUGCGCGGUUCGGUGCUGGUGUAUGGCGUGCUGUCAGUCCUGCUCUCGAUAGUGGUCGAGCACCUAGGCACCGUGAUGCAGCUCACGAUGACGCUUAGUUCCGCUUCUGGGGCACCGCUCUUCGGUCUGUUCGUCAUGGGCACCCUGAUGCCGUGGGUAAAUGGAACGGGUGCCCUCUACGGUGGGGUCACGGGGCUGCUCGUUAUGCUGUAUACGUGCUUCAAAGCGCAGUACUCAAUCGCUUCGGGCAGCCGUACUUUCGACACUAAACCCAUCUCGGUCGAGGCCUGUCCGUAUGAUUUUAACGUCACCAUCAGCGCGAUAGAUGAGAGUGCCUUCGAACAGGUGGAAAAGUCGUUCUACCACAUGUCGUACAUGUACUUUACACUCUUCGGCACCAGCGUAACGUGCCUGACGGGGACGAUCAUUAGUUUGCUCACCAAACUGCGGUCCGGUAAUAAGCAGCCGAUCGAUCCGAAGCUGUUGGCCCCGUGCAUUCGUAGGAUGCAGAAAAGCAGCGCACUUCCCGCCAAGUUCCAGGCCGUACCGAUGACAGACAGCGACAAACAGGGCGAGCUGUCGGAACCUUCGCCCGAGCGUUAGGACCCGCAACGGCAUGCCGAUGACGGGUAAUCGCUGU